UCUAGGCGGCCGGAGGCUAGAUGCAUGAUCCGUCUGUUGUCGCGUCGCGAUCCCAGGACGACUCGACCUCGGCCUCCGGUAUUGUGAAGCCGUGUGAAGUGACACCACCAUCUCAGGAAGAUGCGUAAAGCAAGGAGAUGUGCGUGGAUGCUGGUGGGGUUUUCUCUCAUAAGUGGUGCCUAUUUCCUUUUUAUUAUCCAUGAGGAACAUUAUGAAUGGAUGGAUACAAGGACAGGUACUAGGAUCAGACAGGCUCUUUCUCACAGUCAACAUAUCUUGACCAACACCAAAGAGUAUUAUCACAACUGCCCUGAGGAUCCUGAAUUUUUAGCUUCAAUCAACAACACAGCUUAUGGAAAUAUAGUGGAGAAAAAGACCAGCAAUGUUGUAUACAUUAGUGUCCCAAAGUGUGGGAGUAGAACGUUUGUAUGGAUAUCUUGGAUCUUAAAGGACAUAAACAACAUCAGUGCCAUCAGUGACUUACCUUACCUUCUUGAGAAUAGUGAAGAGAACAAGAUGAUUAAUCUUAUGACUGAAAAGCUGCAUUCGGUGCCUGAAGGUGCAUUGUUUCAUGGACAUGUACGUUUCAUAGACUUCACAGACCCAGCGGUGAUGCCUAUCUAUGUGAGCAUGCUUCGAGACCCACUAGCCCGCCACAUAUCCUGGUACUAUUUCAUGCGAUUUGGCGACAGUGAUAUGGAUGCAAAUAAACUUCAUGAGAUGAUUGCCAAUGAGGGUGUUGCAGCAGUUAAUGAGACCUAUGACGAUUGUGUUGAGAAUGGCCGAUCAAGCUGCACUUCAUUGUACUAUGUUAACAUCAAUAUCAGGACCUUCUGUGGCUAUGAGAGAAAAUGCAUAUCCUCACCAGAGUAUGCCUUAGAACAAGCAAAGCGUAACCUUGACAAAUUCCUGGUCGUUGGUAUCGUUGAGGAGUAUGAAAGCUCACUUCGUGUCUUAGAACGUCUGCUGCCCUCAAUGUUCAAAGGUGCCAUGCAUGAGUACCAGUCAAACAAAGCACAGUUUUCUUCAGUGUCUAAGACAGCUUUUAAGAAGAUGCCCACUACCAAAACAGUGGAGAUCAUGAAAGAUAGGAUGAAACUGGACUAUGAGUUCUAUGAUUAUGUCAAGGAGAGGUUUCACCGAUUGAAGCGCCAUCUAGGGAUGGAUCGAUGCGAGUCUGUGUAGCAGCCAUGAAAUUUGUUUGUUUUUUUCCUCGGCUGAAAAUGAUGUAUGUGGCAUGGAGAAAGAGAUAACAGUAUUUCAACUGAAGUAUUUCCUGAAAAAGGACAGUCAACUGCCCGAAAUGUUGAGUGACCUCUCUUCACUUCAUCCGGCUACUACUCAGACCAUCGCUACUCAAGCCAUAUUCAGCUCAUCUCAUCUGGUUUACAGUCAUAUUCAGGACUUCACUCACUUAUAAGAAAAGAAUACCUCUAAUUUCCUCUUUUCACCCUUUCUCGUCUUUCCAUUUCAAUUUUUCUGCCUGUAUUUCUUUCCCUUCUUCAUAUUACACAUGAUGAACCGUAAAACCUCCACAAUAUAUGAAAAUAUGUGUUGUUUACUGCUGUAAAGACUGCAGUGUGAUAAUCACUUUAUCCAGCAUUCUAUGAAGGAAAUUAAAGUGAAGUGUCACCAUGACUUCAAAUUGAUUUAUUACAAACAGAAAAUUU
Molecule: messenger RNA, 1670 nt
Organism: Lytechinus variegatus (green sea urchin)
Lineage: Eukaryota; Metazoa; Echinodermata; Echinoidea; Temnopleuroida; Toxopneustidae
Product: uronyl 2-sulfotransferase-like
Exons: 9
Coding region: 121-1185 (354 amino acids)
Cellular component (GO): membrane
Molecular function (GO): sulfotransferase activity
Source: RefSeq, a predicted model, not a curated record